Messenger RNA from Pyricularia oryzae 70-15, 2474 nucleotides. Its product is annotated as amino acid transporter. Gene Ontology annotation, molecular function: L-tyrosine transmembrane transporter activity; L-arginine transmembrane transporter activity; L-histidine transmembrane transporter activity. Gene Ontology annotation, cellular component: fungal-type vacuole membrane. The transcript is spliced from 5 exons. Gene Ontology annotation, biological process: amino acid transmembrane transport. The record is from RefSeq and is a predicted model, not a curated record. NCBI's taxonomy places the organism in Eukaryota, Fungi, Ascomycota, Sordariomycetes, Magnaporthales, Pyriculariaceae. The coding region runs from base 545 to 2158 and encodes 537 amino acids.
GAACGCGGGCUGAUCUUGGCGCCAUUAAACGUCACACCUGGCCCCGUUGUUUGUCGUGCCCAGUCUGACUGUUACCACACACAUCUCCAUUCCAAGCAGCCAAGAGCAGCAGAUCUUAGAAUCGUACGUAACACCUUUGCAUUACGAACAGGACAAGGACUGGGUCUCUUCCUUAGCAUCACGCGACAGCUUACUACCCUUUUUUCUGCCACGUCUUGACUUGUCAUUUUCCUCUUUCUCGUACACAUUGACGACGGCCAUCAAUUGGCGCAUCAACCGUCGAACGAAACGAAGAGGGGAAAGACGGCCGAAGCCGGCACGGUCGAAUCAGCCGACUGAUACUACCGACAUUCUCGGAAGAGCUUCGGUACCAUCCACAGCCUGCGGGAGGAGUAGUUGGAACGAAACACAAACACAACCUGAUUGUCCUCCGACGUACCCGCAAGUCGCUCUGGGUCUUUGCGCUGGCGCUUAGCUCUCCGUGCCACCACCACACCAAUCUUGCCCGCGAUAGUCUCUGCCUGGAUGCUUACCAGGCCGAGGGAUGCCUGCAUACUCGACAUUUACUGAUGGAAUCGGCUCGGGACAUAGUGCCGACAAUAUGGCGAGGAUACGACACAGGGGCUUGAAGCCCGGCGGAGGCCAGGCCUCAAUGAUGAGCAGCGUAAUAAACCUUUUGAACACGAUUGUUGGAGCGGGCACCCUCGCCAUGCCUUCGGCCCUUUCGCAUAUGGGCAUCACACUCGGCACUGCCGUCAUAAUCUGGUCCGGAUUGGCCUCUGCCUUUGGGCUGUACCUUCAAUCCCGUUGCGCGCGCUACAUCGACCGAGGCCACUCUUCCUUCUUUGCGCUUUCACAGUUGACGUAUCCGAACGCGGCCGUCUUCUUCGACGCCGCCAUCGCAAUCAAAUGUUUUGGCGUCGGCGUGUCAUACCUCAUCAUCAUUGGUGAUUUGAUGCCCGGCGUGGCGCGGGGCCUGGUUUCUGAUACUGGCUAUGGCGACGGGGCCGAUGUGCUUCCUCCAUACAUGCUGGACCGGAAUUUCUGGAUCACGGCGUUCAUGCUGGUCAUCAUUCCGUUGGGAUUCUUGAGGAGGCUGGACUCACUCAAGUACACGAGCAUCAUUGCGCUUGUGUCUAUUGGAUACCUCAUAAUCCUCGUUGUUUAUCACUUUGCUGCCGAGUCUCAUCCGAAUCGGGGCCAAGUUCACUAUGUUACAUGGGAGGGCCCGGUCUCUGUGCUGGGCGCUUUCCCUGUAGUUGUGUUUGCAUAUACAUGCCAUCAAAACAUGUUUUCUAUUCUUAAUGAGCUCAAAGAUGGCUCCCCUGGUAGUGUAGUUGGAGUCAUUGGUACUAGCAUUGGAUCAGCAGCUAGUAUCUAUAUUCUCGUAGCCAUUACCGGCUACUUGACCUUUGGCAACCUGGUCGUUGGAAAUAUCAUCUCGAUGUAUCCCGCGAGCAUCGCCUCGACUAUUGGAAAGGCCGCCAUUGUUGUUUUGGUCAUGUUCAGCGUCCCCCUUCAAAUUCACCCCUGUCGCGCAUCGCUCGACGCCGUGCUCAAGUGGCGCCCCAACCGCAACAACAGCGCUGGCGGUGCGCACCCCGACUCGACGCUCAUCCCGCCGGCUUCAUCCGCAAACGACUCGCACGGUUCCCCAACGACGCCAAUGUCGGACCUUCGCUUCGCAAUCUUGUCGACAAUCAUUAUCGUCUGCAGCUACGCCACCGCCCUCACGGUCUCCAGCCUGGACAGGGUGCUAGCUUACGUGGGCUCGACGGGCUCGACGGCCAUAUCCUUCAUCCUUCCCGGGCUGUUCUACUACAAGAUCAGUGACCCGAAUAGCAUUCAUCACCAGCGCCUGACCAAGGACGAGGAUGAUGCCGAGGACGACAAUUUAGAUGCGUCCACUGACGAGGAGAACGGCAAUCUGGACCCGGCCGGCGCGGGCCUGCUGGAGAGUGUCGCCAGCCUCCGGUCCGGCAUGAGCGCCGCGUCGAGGCCGCGCGGGACCAGGUGGCGGCGCAGACUGCGCUGGGACCUCGAGCACAUUGAGCACGGCCUGUUGCGCAAGAUGGCGCUGGGUCUGGCAAUCUAUGGCAUGUGCGUGAUGACCGUCUGCCUGAUCAUGAAUACCUUUUUCGUUCAUACGAAGGAGUAAGUAGCAACGGCGCAAGGGUUAUAGGGCAGGGUAUUGUCGAGGACGGGGGAGGGAAGAAAGCCUCCUAUGUCCAGGAUGUUGGGUUAGCGUACACUUGUAUUCCUUUCCGUCACUAUAUACGAAUCUGGCAAAGGACUGUCGUCUUUUUGGCUUAACAGCAUUGGAGCGGAAGAACCCCUGAUAUACCAAGGGGUGCUUGAUUUCUUUUGAUUUUUUAUGUUUAUAUAGAAGCAGCGGAUCGGACAUGCGACACGACGAUACAUGUAUAGAAUGUUUGGUCAUAGCCUCAAUGCAGAUGUUGUCUUUUCACGAACAA